AUGUCUCGUAUUAUUGUUAAGGGUUUACCCGUUUACUUGACGGAUGAGAAGCUGAGGGAGCAUUUUACAAAGAGGCUGCAUCAGAAUCAUUCCUCCCAAAUCACUAGUGGCAGCGGUCCGGACCCCAUAACCGAUGUCAAAAUUCUCAGAGAUAGAAAUGGAGAGAGUAGAAGAUUUGGAUUUAUCGGAUACCGUAACGAGGAAGAUGCUUUUGAUGCUGUUAACUACUUCAAUGGUAGUUUCGUUAACACUUCCAAGAUAGAAGUUUCGAUGGCCAAAAGUUUUGCAGAUCCAAGAGUUCCUCAGCCUAUGAAGGAGAAAAGGAGAGAAGCUUUGAAAAGGUUCAGAGAGAAGGAGGAGAGAUUGCUGCAGGAACAAAAUCGAAAGAAAAACAAGCCGGAUGAUAAUAAGCACAACAGAAUUGAUGAAGAGAUUCGUAAAAACAAGCAAUUACAGGAGUUCAUGGAGACUAUGAAGCCAAGCUCUCAAGUUACGUCAUGGGAAAAGGUGGGCAUUGACAAGGGCAUAGAUGACAAGGAACAAAAAGGGGAGGAAGAGGAGUCCGAUGUACAGGGGAACUCUCUGCUGGCUCAUGCACUAGCUUUGAAAGAGGAGAAUGAUAGAGACGCAACACCAAAAUUGAAGAUCGACAAUGAAAGUGAUGACGAGUACUCGGCUCUCACCACCAAUAAGGAUGAAAGUCAUGAUGAUGGAGAGGAAGAAAAAAUGAUGAGUUUGAGUAAUUUGGAAGAUGUUAGUGCGAGCUUAGUAGUCGAUGACAAUAAUAUUGAUAAUGAAACAGAAAAUGAGAAGAGGAGAAAUCUUGCCCAAGAUGAACAGGUUUCCGAUCUAGAUUGGUUCAAGCAACGUCGUGUUAGAAUCAAAGAAAGUGAAGCGGAGGCAAGAGAAAAAUCAUUACAAUACACUACUGAACACAACGAUGGUUCCGAUGUGAAGGAGGAAAAACACCUAGAAGUAACAGUUCCACAAAAGACCGACGAAGAACAGGCCAUUGAAAAAAUCAACCAAACAGGUCGUUUAUUCUUACGUAAUAUUCUGUACACUUCCAAGGAAGAAGAUUUCAAGAAACUUUUUAGUCCGUUCGGAGAGUUGGAGGAAGUCCAUGUGGCUUUGGAUACUAGAACCGGUCAAUCCAAGGGAUUCGCGUACGUACUAUUCAAGGACCCUAAAAGUGCGGUAAAUGCAUAUGUUGAAUUGGAUAAACAAAUAUUUCAAGGAAGACUAUUACAUAUCCUUCCUGGUGAAGAAAAAAAGAGUCAUAGGUUGGAUGAAUUUGAUUUAAAGAACAUGCCCUUGAAGAAGCAAAAGGAGUUAAAAAGGAAGGCAGCUGCAUCAAAACAAACAUUUUCUUGGAAUUCCUUGUACAUGAAUCAAGAUGCUGUUUUGGGCAGUGUGGCUGCAAAAUUGGGUUUAGAGAAAUCUCAAUUGAUCGAUGCUGAAAACUCAAAUUCCGCUGUCAAACAAGCUUUGGCAGAAGCUCAUGUUAUUGGUGACGUUAGAACAUAUUUUGAAUCUAAAGGUGUUGAUUUGACCAAAUUUUCGCAGUUGAAGUCUACAAAUCAAAGAGACGAUAAAGUAAUAUUAGUGAAAAAUUUCCCAUACGGGACAACUAGAGAAGAGCUUGGCGAAAUGUUUUUACCAUAUGGUAGGUUGGAAAGAUUACUCAUGCCACCAGCUGGUACAAUCGCCAUAAUCCAAUUCAGGGACGCGACGUCGGCAAGGGCAGCUUUCACUAAACUAUCAUAUAAGAGGUUUAAGGAUGGUAUAAUAUACUUGGAGAAGGGUCCUAAGGAUUGCUUCACUAAAUCCGCUGAAUCCGAUGAUUUGAUAAAUAACACUACAAAUGAAGAAGAAAACCCUGUGGAGAUAAAACCUUCAUCAAACGACUUAAUGGAAACCAACAAGAAUAUAAAUGAGGGGUCGUCAGCUAUACAUGAUGAAGAUUCUAUCGAUGGCCCAACUGUCUCGAUAUUUAUCAAGAAUCUAAAUUUCUCCACUACAAAUCAAACCCUUACCGAUAGGUUCAAAGUUUUCACUGGGUUUGUUGUUGCCCAAGUGAAGACGAAGCCUGAUCCUAAACAUCAGGGCAAAACUUUAUCUAUGGGUUUUGGGUUUGUGGAAUUCAGAACCAAAGAACAAGCAAAUGCAGUGAUAGCUGCAAUGGAUGGCACGGUGAUUGAUGGCCAUAAAAUUCAAUUGAAGUUAUCUCAUAGACAAACAUCUAAAAAUGGUAAUGCAAAGGCUAAAUCUAAUAAGAAAAGUGGCAAGAUUAUUGUCAAGAAUUUACCAUUUGAAGCCACAAGAAAAGACGUUUUCGAGUUAUUCAAUUCCUUUGGUCAACUGAAAUCUGUUAGAGUUCCAAAGAAGUUUGAUAAGUCGGCAAGGGGUUUUGCGUUUGUGGAGUUUUUACUACCAAAGGAGGCUGAGAAUGCUAUGGAUCAAUUGCACGGUGUCCAUUUGCUGGGCCGUAGAUUGGUAAUGCAAUAUGCAGAAGAAGAUGCAGUAGAUGCAGAAGAAGAGAUAGCUAGAAUGACCAAAAAGGUUAAAAAGCAAGUCGCUACAAAUGAGAUGGCAGCCUUAAGAAAUAGGGGUGGUAGAAAGAAAUUAGAUCUCGAUAAUGAAGAUAACGAGGGUUUUUAG
Saccharomyces mikatae IFO 1815 is the source of this 2661-nucleotide messenger RNA. RefSeq names its product RNA-binding ribosome biosynthesis protein MRD1 (gene MRD1). Gene Ontology annotation, molecular function: RNA binding. The record is from RefSeq and is a predicted model, not a curated record. Bases 1 to 2661 code for a protein of 886 amino acids. The transcript has a single exon. NCBI's taxonomy places the organism in Eukaryota, Fungi, Ascomycota, Saccharomycetes, Saccharomycetales, Saccharomycetaceae.